Messenger RNA from Plasmodium cynomolgi strain B, 636 nucleotides. RefSeq names its product phospholipid scramblase 1. NCBI's taxonomy places the organism in Eukaryota, Apicomplexa, Aconoidasida, Haemosporida, Plasmodiidae. Gene Ontology annotation, biological process: plasma membrane phospholipid scrambling. Gene Ontology annotation, cellular component: plasma membrane. The record is from RefSeq and is a predicted model, not a curated record. The transcript has a single exon. Gene Ontology annotation, molecular function: phospholipid scramblase activity. The annotation marks the transcript as partial.
AGAAUUUCUAGCUGAUUUUGCCAUGGGACUGAAAUUAGACUUUAACAAUAGGUACUUAGUGCUGGACGCAUCCACCGAACUGCUUAAAUUCACAGCCAUCGAAAGUUCAGACUGCUGCAAUAGGAACUGUUUUCCCAAAAUGUGUAUUCCCAUAAAUAUGAAAAUAUUGACCUAUGGAAAGGAAUUAAGUCGGCCUGACAUUAUGGUCGAGAAGGACUGUUCGUGUACCAUGUUGUGCUUAAAUAGACCAACGAUUAAAAUGUAUGAAUUUUCAAACAAUAAUAAUAAGGAGCUAAUAGGGACAAUAAAAGCUCCCUUCAGUUGUUGCUCAUAUAAAUUUGAUUUAUAUGAUUCUGCUAUGAGGAAGAUUAUAUACAUGGAUGACACCUGUUGCCAGCUUAGUAUUUUAUUUCCCUGUCCAUGUGGUCCUUUUAAAUUUAGCAAUUUUUUUUUGCGAGAUGCAAAAACAAAUGAGAAGGUCGCUCAUUUGCAGAAGGAAGUUCCCUUCUUGAAAUUUGUAAAACGGGACAUCGACAACUAUACGCUCAACUUUGAAGAGGUGAAGAACCCCGAGUGGAAGAUGAUGCUCUUGGCCUUUUCGCUCUUUAUGGACUAUAUAUACUACGACAGGAAGUG